UGUUUAUGUUCUGAUUCUCUGCCGAUGGUGGUAAACAACGUUAGCUGUAGCAUUAGCUUUAUUUAAAUACAAAAGUGUAAACAUUUCAAUGUAUUCUGCAAUUAUAUAGAAUUGCACUUACACGGGGAACAUUAUUGCGUCAUGGCGGCCAGCCCCCGAGAUGAUGACUUUGAAGAUUAUGAUAAACCAGGUGCAGAGAGAUCACGCAGGAGGAGAGGCGAAGAUGAUGAUUUAGACAGUGAAUUUGAUGGUGAUUUGCUCGAUGAGGAUUGGCUGACAGCCAAAAAGAAUCCCUCAGAAGUGUCAGAUGAGGAAUUGAACGACGACCUUCUGCAAAGCGAUGACGAAGAUCAAAACAUCGGCCAGGGCAUUAGCCUCAAUGCUACUCUAGGCGAAUUUGACCAGCAGGUGAACCCCGUAGACUACACAGAUGACCUAGGAGAUGUAGAGAGGGGCUACCAGCAGGAGGGGGGAGAGUACGUGGAUGAGUACAGCCAGCCCAAUGACAUGGAGAUGCCAGACGGCCAAAUGGAAUACUCAAGAGAACAGGCCGAAGGCGACGGGAUUUACCAGGACGAAGUGUUAGACAUUCAAAUCAAUGAGCCUCUAGACGAUGAAUUUCAAGUGGAUGAUUACACGGCAAGCUACAGAGAUGGAGAACAACCGGAGCAUCUAGGGGAGCAGGCAGAGCAACAGGAAGCACCGGAGGGGGAAGAAGGGGAAGACUCUCAGCUCGCAGAGGAGGCUGAAAAUGAACCAGAGCCAGAGGAAGAAGUGAAGGAGGAGGAAGACGAGGAUGAGGAGGAAGACGACGAUGGACAGUCCGGUCGGUUGCGUUUCAAAACAGAGCGCAAAGACGUCACGUCUGGCAUUGUGCGGCUGGCAGAUGCAGCAAACAAAAGAAGAAACAUUCCUGAAACAUUAGAGCUCUCUGAAGAGGCCAAAGCCGACCUGAUGGAGUUUGAGGAGAAGGAGCGCCAGAGGAAGCAGGGCCGCUUUGGGGGCCGAGGAGGAAGAGGAGGAGAGAGAGGAGGAUUCAGAGGACGAGGAGGACGGGGGGGGUUCUCCGGAUUCGGGAUGGGAGACUUUGGUGGAGGAAGAGGACGAAUGAAUGACCAGCGGCUCCCAAUGAUGCCACUGCAUAUGGGCAUGCAGCAGUCUCCUGCCAGAAUGCCUCCCCCUCACCACCAAACUCAUCAUCAGCAGCACCAUCGCCAGGGUGGCCCCGGUGGCCCCCGAGGGCCUCUUUUCCAGGAGCACAGUGGGGGCUCGCUGGCCCAGCAGCCCCUGCAACCCCUCAUCCCCCAGCACAUGGCCCACCGUAGCUCUCCCUCCUCACACGGGGCACCAGUCAGGCCCCAGAUGGACCCGCCUCCCCGCAUGAUGAGUCCCCCUCCUUCACACAACCACCCCCACCAGCAACAGCAGCAGCAGCAGCAGCAACCCAAGAACAUCCACAUCAAUCCCCAUUUCAGGGGCCCAGCGUCCUCCCCUGCACAAGUGCCCUUGAUGCCUCCUGCCCAGAGCCAGCCCAGACCUGCUGCGAGUCCUCAGAGGUUCCCUGGAUCAGGGGACUUCCAGCAGCAGCACAUGCCUGGUAAUUUUGGCCAGAGGCCCCCGCAUCACAUGGAGCCCUGGAGGAACCAGCCUCCCCCCGCCCCCCAGGACAGAGAGCCCUUCUUUAUCGGGGACCCAGGGCGGUUCCCUGGGCAACAGCAGCACAUGUUCGAGCACCAGAACCCUGGCUUACUCAUAAACAGUAACAACCAUCAGAUCCCCAGCCAGGGCCACAUGACCUUCAACCAGUCAGGCCUAGGAGGGUUCAACCAGCCAGGCCAGGGUCCAGGGGGCCAGCUAGGGCUGUUCCAGAGAGAGCCCCCCAGACCCAACCUGCCUCCCCAGGGCCACCCCCAGGGCCACCAGGGCAUGGCCAGCCUGACGGGGCUCGGUGGACCCCCCAACACCAGGCCCUUCAUGGGCCACAUUCAGCCCGGGUUUCAGCAGCAGCAGGUGCCCCCCGGGCCCUUCCCCCUGCAGCAGCUCCAGUUUGGGAUGCAGGUACGGAUGAGAGGCUUGAUGCAGCACGGCCCUCCCCACUCGCACCUCCAGCAUCACGACUUGCCUCUCUCCCAUCAACAACAACAGCAGCACCACAGACAGGACCUGUCUCAGCCGCCCCCCCACCACCACUCACAGCACCAGCUCCACCCCAACGAGCAGCGGCAAGGCCCCAUGAUGCACCACGGCGGUGGGCAGGGCCAGCCCCUCUUUCACCAGAUGCAGCAGCACGGCAGCCCCAGACAGACGCACCCUGGCGGACCCCACCCACAGCAACGGAACGCCCCCAUCAGGCCCCGUAUGAACCCUCCUGCACUGAAAGUCCUUCCCCAGCGCAACAGCAACCUCCGCGAGCUCCCCGUGGCACCUGGCAACCAAAACAUGAACAAUGUCCGCCCCGCCUCGGCGCCCAACAUCAGGCCCGUUGCCAGGGCAAUGCAGGCGGGGGUGCGACCGAGCCUGAACGCUUGGCCGGUCCCCGGCGGUGGCAGAGGGAGAGCCCACCCUACUGCUGCCAACAAGGCUGCAGCACAGCUACUUGGACCACCUGAAAGAACGGUGGUUCGCAGGGAUUCCACAGGCACUCAGCCAAACAUAGCAGUACAGGAUCCUGAUGAGGACGAAGAGACGCGGCAGUACCGUCUGAAGAUCGAGGAGCAGAAGCGACUCCGGGAGGAGAUCCUGAAGAGGAAGGAGAUGAGGAGGCAGAUGCAAGCCGGCGUUCGCAAGAAGGAGCUUCUGGAGCGCAUCAACGGCCAGGGUGACCCACCACAACAACAGCAGCAGAGGCAGUUUCCACCUAAACCCCAACAGCCCCAGCAAGGUUCUACAGCCUUCCCUCCUAACUGCACUCCACCGACGCCCCCCGCGCUCCGCCAGAACGUGAAGACCCGCCUGCAGAUGACCAAGGGCCCGGGUCAGCAAGCCCCAGUGCCAGGCUGGCAGGGGGGCCAACAGGGGCAUAACACGGGCCCCGGUUCCAACCCUACCCAGCAGGCCCAGCAACAAAAUCAGCAGCAGAGGAGGAACGUUACCCAACUGAACCCUAUCAGACCAGGGGGACCCACUGCCCUGGGGAACAUGCCCAUGCAGGGAGCCCUGAUGGCAGGUCUGAGUCCAGGCCAGGCCCAGGCUCUGGGGCCAAAGUCAGGGGUGAAGAGAACUGUGAUGCAGCGAGCCAAUAGUGGAGACAGAGCGGGGCCACACAUCCCACAGAAAGUUAGAGUUGUCAAGCUUCUAGGAGGGGGAGCAGAUGUGAGUGGUAUCAGCGCCCCCAUCCAGCAGCAGGCUACCAGGCCAGCCCCCCAUCUCCGCCAGGGCCCAGUGAGAAAGAUAACCUUGGCCAACCCCCCCGGAGGACAGCCCAUACAGGGCCUGGUCACACAGGGGGACAGAGGGGGCCUGGGAAACAGGGUGGUUGUCCCUGGGCGUGGCAGAGCCAGAGGAGCAGCGGGGGCCGGAGGAGCGGGUCAGCUGGGGUGUGGGCGUGGCAGAGCCAGAGGGGCAGCGGUGGCAGGAGGAGCGGGUCAGCUGGGGUGUGGGCGCCUGAUGCCCACCAGACAGAAUCAGCGAGGGGCGGGGACGGGGGACAGCCAGGCCUGCACUGUGUCCAUAGACGGCCUGUCUACAUCCACCACGGAUACGCAGCUCCAAAACCUGCUCAACUCCAUCGGCCCCAUCCAGAUGUUCAAAAUGCUGCCCCAUCAGAGGAAAGCUAUUGCCAAAUUUCACAAUCCCCAACAUGCCCUGAGUUUCCAAGUCAGCUUCAACAGGCAUAUGAUAGAUUUGUCGCACAUUGACGUGUCACUGAUUGACGGCUGAAGCGAGCGGUAGAGGGAGGCGGCGAGCGCCCGGUGCGGGGACGUCGAGUCAGAUGCUUAUUCAACCAUGAGGCCCCCGUGUACAGCUCCUUCAGCUCAAUGUAACCACGUCCCUAUGGAACACUAACCUACACCGUACCCUCAUCCUCCUCACAACAAGCACCCCCAACCGCCUCGCCUGCAGACUGUCUACUGUGGAAAUCCUCAGCACAAAGCAGCAUGUUUUUUUUCUCAUAGUUGAAUUGCUGUCAAGGGGGGGAGGUUCAAUGCCAGUUUCAUGUGACAAUAUGUUCAUGGUCGCCGAGCUGGUGACGUUCAAACUGUGACAGAAGAAAUGUGAGAUAUGAGAAAAGGUUUGAGUAAAAGGUUUGUGCAUCGGGCACUAACGACAACAAGAGGUAGUGGUUGACACUGGGUAAUGGUUGCUCCCAUCCUCGGCUCAGUUGUGAACACCAUCGAUAUCAACUGUUUGAGAGAAGAGUUUUGGAGAUCUGUCUGUGCAUAGGCUAUUGUUUUACGCUGUACCUCAAGAUUUUGCUCAUUUUCUGAACAGGUGUUUUGGAUUCGAGGAAAGCUACUUGAACAAAGCAGGUGUAGAAGAGGAGCGAGGCUUGCCACUACAUCAUUUUCCUUCUGGCAGUGCCAUUUUCCUCCUAUAGAUGGCAGCAUUUGAUAAUGAUUGUGUACACUAUGGGGUGGCUUUUUGGGUAGACCCCUUCCUCAAGCGGCGUUUAGUUUCUGGGUAAAUGGCACUGCCUAGUGGAGAACAUGUAGGAACGUGUUAAAGCCAUUAAUAGAAAUUCUGGUCAAAUGCAGUUUGGGGGUAUGAUGAUGGGGAUGAUUCAAACGUACACAUGCACCAGGUAAUGGUUCCAAGGUUGUUCGAAUAGGAUCUAGAUUGACUGGCCAUACAAAAUAUAGUAAGAUCUUGUUCCUAACAUUAAGACUGGAUAACGUGGAUAAUAGUGUCUAUACGUUAGGUUUUCUUCUGCACUUUAAAGUUAAAUGACGUUCACUGGUAAAGACUGGUUUCAUUUUCCUUCUCACUCUGAAGAGUCCAUUUUGGCCGGUAACGUUACUUGAUCAUUGAGAUUUUUAUUUAGUCUUUUAAUUGGUUAAACACGAAUAGGCCCGCCUACAUUGGUGCGAUCUCAAAAUGGGUUUUAGACAUUAUUUUACUUUUCUGAUGCAUUUUUUUUAGCAUAUUCUGAUUUCAUUGGUACAUCUCACGUUUAGUGGGUGUGCUCCAGAAUAAAUUAUCGUUACAAGUUCUGUUUUAAAGAUUUUCGAUUGGGAUAAUGGUCCUUUGGGAUAAUGAUUGAAAUGCUGAGUAUGGCCGGUAGGCUAUAAAACUAUGCCGACAAUAUCUUUCACAGAUUAAUUGGAAAAAUAAAGACCUUAUGAAGCUUCCCGAUUUUUGCAGGGUACAAUAUUUGACAUUGUAGCAGAUUUGUUUGAGUUGCUAUAAAUUCAUAUUUAUCUGUGUUGGAUCACUGAUACAAUGAAUGUUGUUGGCCGAUUUAUAUUCUGAAAACUAUUGAUAUGGCUCAUUUAGGAACAGUUGGAAGCCUGGUUUGGUCUGGUUUGCAUGACUUUCUGACUAGCUGAUAUUCAUAUAGAGCUUUAAUUUAAUAGUAAACUUCACUUUUGAUUUAAUGGUAAAACAAGGAUACUGGUUUGUUGUUUUUGUUUUUGGCCAGAAUUAAAAAUGCAGUAGCAGUCUUGACAAUCUCAUUGUAGUUUUAGCAUUCUGAUAAGAACACCAAGCCGCAAAAGGAAAGAGGACGUUUGAGUUUUUUUUU
Messenger RNA from Oncorhynchus keta (chum salmon), 5680 nucleotides. RefSeq names its product RNA-binding protein 33. Lineage: Eukaryota; Metazoa; Chordata; Actinopteri; Salmoniformes; Salmonidae. Bases 142 to 3879 code for a protein of 1245 amino acids. The record is from RefSeq and is a predicted model, not a curated record. Gene Ontology annotation, molecular function: RNA binding. The transcript has 19 exons.